AUGGAAGUUGAUCAGAUGGUAGAUAGUCAACAAAAAUUAUUUAGUGAGCACAAAAAAGAUCCAAGUAUUGAGUUGGUUCAAAAGAACUUGGAGAUUGGCAAUAAAUCAGAGACUGCUCAAUUAAAUAAAAAUAAUGCAUCGAAUAUUCGAAGUUUACCUAAGGAAGAGGAAUGGCAGGAAAUUAAAAGUAAAAGGAAUAAAAAAGGAAAAAACCAAAAUAAAAAAAUAAUUUUCGAGGAAAAAAUAGAGGAGUUCAUAGAAAGUUCGAAAGAUUCCGUUGUAACAAAUUAUUCUACUUUAGUAGCUGACAAUGAAAUAAAUAAGGUUAUUAAUCCAGUACUUGAAAAAACAAAAUCAGCGUCAGAGGAUGAAAAAGUUUGGAUAUUUUUUAAUAAUAUUAUAAAGUUUAACUCAUUUUAUCCUUAAUUUUCUGAGAUAAAAAAUAUAAUUUGCGAUUUAGAAACUCAAGUAACUAUUUCAUGCUUUUCCUGUAUGGCUAGGCAAAAUUUGUCUUAAUUUUAGUAUUUCUUUUACAGGCAGUAGUUUAUUUAUCUCUAAGCCAAGAUAAUAUUUAUCAAUCCUUUCGGAAAAUAGAAAUUAAACUAAAAUGUUAAUUUGACAUGCUAGCACUAACUAACACGCAAUUUAAUGCGUGGUUUUAUAGCGUGGUCUUGCGUAAACGUGAAUGAGUGAUCCAUAAAAUACUAUAUAUUACCAAUAUUUAAUAAUUUUAAUCUGAAUUUUUAAUUAAUAGGAAAAAGCGACAAUACCAAAAUUAAUUAAGAACAAAACUAAUCAAAAAAGUAAAAAUAAAGGAAAUCAAAAGCCUAAAGUAAAAGACACCGAUCUAGAAUUUCUAAAUAAAGAGAUUAAACAGAAAAAUAAACAGAUAAAUAUAGAAAACGAAAAAAAGAAGAAAGCGGAUAAGGAAGCUAAAGAACUUUUGAAGAUGGAAGCAAGAAUAAAGGAAGAAAAUGAACAAAAACAAAAGAAGGAGCAAAUGAGAAAAUUGAAAGAACUUAAAAAGGAAUCUGAAAAUUAUAACGAAGCUUAUUCUGAAGAAACUCAACUAGAAGAAUUUAAUUCAGAAUAUUUUAAUAAACAAACAGAUAAAGAAAUUUUCUAUGAAUAUAUAGAGAUGAUUUUGUGGGAAAUAAAGGAAUUUUAUGGCGAGCCUUUACUAGAAAAUUAUGUUGAUAUAGAUAAAAGUAUAAUAGAAUUUCUUGAUAAUGGUUACAAAUAUAAAUAUUUUGAUGGACAUGGAGAACAAUUUAAAUUAACCAUUAAAUGGCGCUUUGAUAAGAAUAA
Messenger RNA from Meloidogyne enterolobii, 1308 nucleotides. NCBI's taxonomy places the organism in Eukaryota, Metazoa, Nematoda, Chromadorea, Rhabditida, Meloidogynidae. The record is from the annotation of a GenBank genome assembly.